Eutrema salsugineum is the source of this 1022-nucleotide messenger RNA. Its product is annotated as oil body-associated protein 2B. NCBI's taxonomy places the organism in Eukaryota, Viridiplantae, Streptophyta, Magnoliopsida, Brassicales, Brassicaceae. The record is from RefSeq and is a predicted model, not a curated record. Bases 40 to 783 code for a protein of 247 amino acids. The transcript has 4 exons.
AGAAAAAAGGCUUUUUUUUUUAAAGUAGAUCGUUUAACGAUGGCGUCAAGUGAUAAGGUUCCGGUGGCGUGUCCGGCAAGUAACGGAGAAGGUAAGGAGCCAAUGGGAGAUCCAACGAAGACUACUACGGCGAUGCUAGAGAAAGGAACGGCUAUGAUGCAGUCUAUGAAACCGAUCAAGCAAAUGAGCCUCCACGUGUGUUCAUUCGCUUGCUAUAGCCACGAUCCUGGCCGUCAGAUCGAGGUUCAUAUCUACGGCCACCGUGUAAACCAAGACUUCCUCCAAUGUGCCGUCUACGAUUCCAAUUCCUCUAAGGCUCAUCUCAUCGGGAUUGAGUAUAUAGUGUCGGAGAAGUUAUUCGAAAGUCUCUCACCGGAGGAACAAAAGCUUUGGCACUCGCAUGACUAUGAGAUACAAAUGGCUCUUCUAGUCACUCCAAGGGUCCCGGAGCUCGUUGCGAAGCCGGAGCUUCAAAAUCUUGCCAAAUCCUAUGGAAAAUUUUGGUGUACAUGGCAGAUAGAUCGCGGGGAUAGAUUACCACUAGGUGUACCGUCAUUAAUGGUGUCGCCACAAGACGUGAAUCUCGGGAGGAUAAAACCGGAGCUGGUGAAAAAGAGAGAUGAAGAACAUGGAAUCUCGACGGAAUCGUUGAAGCCGUCACGAGAAGGGAUUUGUGGACCGGAGAAAAAGAAUCUGAUUGCUGAUUAUUGGGUCCGGUUUAGGAAAGGCUUUGCGCUUGAUGUCGUUGAGACAGAUAUGAAGAGAACAGCUCCCUUCCCGUGACUUUUUUUUGGUUGUUGUUGUUAUUUUACAUCAUAAAUUCUUAAGCUUAUAGACUAUAGUAUAGACGUAUAUAGGUUAAUAUCAUAAUGUCGUAAGAAGAAGAUCCAGAGGCAUACGUUUUUUUAUUGUUCUUAUAGGUCUGUAACGAACUAUGCAACAUCACAAAUACGAAUUUAUAAGUAUCACAAUAGUAGGUCUAUAAUGUUAUACUGAUUAUGAAAAUUUGAAUUACAUAUUGA